Messenger RNA from Haliotis rufescens (red abalone), 1385 nucleotides. RefSeq lists its product as uncharacterized. Gene Ontology annotation, biological process: immune response. The record is from RefSeq and is a predicted model, not a curated record. Bases 556 to 1263 code for a protein of 235 amino acids. The transcript has 4 exons. NCBI's taxonomy places the organism in Eukaryota, Metazoa, Mollusca, Gastropoda, Lepetellida, Haliotidae. Gene Ontology annotation, cellular component: membrane. Gene Ontology annotation, molecular function: tumor necrosis factor receptor binding.
AUAUACAGUAAUAGAGAGAGGUUGUGUGUAAUGUGAGGUUUACGUGAGGUUUGUAAUGUGAGUUUGGUCACAUGACCGCGAAACUGACGUUCAUAAGCUUAUGACCGACACAUUUUGACGUUCAUACGUUAUUUUUACGAGACUAUAUUCAUGACAUGACGUAAACUCUGACGGAAUACUACGGAGUGCACUUCUCACUGACAAUUACAUUAAAAUCUAUAAGAAUAGAAUUUCCGUCGUGCCAUUAUUGUGUGAAUGUCUUUAUAUGUAUGUGCUACUGUACACCAGUGAAUCUCACCUAUGAAGUAUAUGUGCGCGCGCGUGUGUAUAUGAUUAAACGUUACCACACGUCAUAUAUUAAACAAUUGUUAUCAUUUCACGCUCAGACUUGUCCACAUGCCUGUAUUAAACAGGUCAAAGAGAAUACAAGCUUGAACUGUCUACUAGGUCCGCCAUUCCUCAACAUUUCCGACAAAUCAGGAGUUGAUUUGGUUUCUAAUUGGUUUGUUGUUUGUUUCAGACAAGAGCAUGUGACGUUAAAGUUUAGCACUCAUCAUGAACAAACGUAUGAAAGUUGGAUUUGCUUUCAUAUUUAUUUUGAACAUAGCUGUAGUAAUUGCAGUUAUUGGUGUCGUGGUGUCACUACAAACCGAAAAGCAAUCACAAGGUCAGCUUACAAAGGAACAAAUCGACAAUAUAUACAUGGAACACGUGACAACCAUUGCUAUGCCCAGUCUUACACGGACAAAUGCAGAAAAACCGACCAUAUCAGCAGAAUUGCUCAAUUUAUUAAAGCCUAUAGCCUACUUCCCGGGACUAGACUUUAGUCACACUGAUGAUGAAACCCUUACAGACACACCAUUAAGAAAUUGGGUACCUUUUGUCGGACCAGAGAGACAACUUUUGUACAACGGAAUGAAGUGUGAGAAUGGCAGUAUCAUAGUGCCCGCCACUGGAGUGUAUGCCGUAUAUAGCCACAUCAAGUUUUACACAGAAAGAAAUAAUCAUGACGAUGCUGAGUCUGAUUUUCAUCAUAAUAUAACACGGUACAGUGCACUGAAGCAAGAGGCAGAAACAGUAUUGAGGAAUGUCAUCAGCGAGAACAAAAACAGCAUCAUUGAUGGGGCAAGUCUGGAGUACUCCAGUGAUGUUCAUGGAUUGGUGCAGCUGGACGCUGGUGAUCAGCUGACGGUGAAAGUAUCAGGGUUGAAUCCACUGAGACAUGACAGGGACUGGCAUUUUUUUGGAGUAUACAUGACGUGAUGGUUCCCUACUGGCAAUUUUACAGUUGUCGAGGUUAAGGAGGUUUAAUGAACACGUGCAUGUGAUGUAUACAUUAUAAAUGGAUUCUGGGAAUACACGAAAAUGGCACAUUGAUAACAAUU